GGUAAUGGCGGCGUAAACAACGCAAAGAUCUCUCAAACUCGAACCGCUGUAAAAACGAACUGUAAAAAAUAAAGCUAUUACUUAACGGAAUAUGUUUUCGCCACUAGCAGGAUUUCUGCUAAGUGUACAAACUGUUGAUACUCAUCUGAUUCACCUCUCGGUGGUGUUAAACCGCUAGCUUCGGCUAACUUUUAGCUUUGUUUGCUAACUUAACGGAAAAGUCGUUAGUAGUUUGUAGAGAUGGACUGCGUCGUGACGGGAGGAAACGUGAAAGUGCUGGCCAAAGCCAUCCACUCUCUGUCCAGGAUCGGUGAUGAGCUGUAUGUGGAGCCUCAGGAAGACGGGCUGGCCCUGCGGUCUGUGAACUCCUCUCGGUCGGCUUAUGCUUGUUUCCUGUUCGCACCACUCUUCUUUAGCAGGUACACUAUCCCCAGUGGGCACGCCUUCCGCUGCAAGAUGGCAAUAAAGAGCGUGCAGGCUGUAUUUAGGUCUCUGGCAACUCUGGAGAAGACUGUGGAAAAGUGUCACAUCGAGCUGGACGAGCAGAAGAACCGACUCACCUUCACCCUGCACUGCAAACACGGCCUCACAAAGACACAUAACCUGUCUUUCCAGGACAGUGAGAGCUUGCAGGCAGUGUUUGAUAAAGACAGCUAUGCCAAUAUAUUCAGAUCCAGUCCCAGGCUGCUGGUGGACACAGUCGUGCACUUUCCUCCGUCUCUGGAAGAAGUGACUGUGUCAGUGAGUGAUGAACGGAUGUGGGUCAGGAACCAUGUGGAGGAGGAAGACCAGGCGAAAGCCAUGCUGACAGAGCUGUGUCUGGCCUCAGACGAGUUUGACCAUUUUGCUGUCCAAGCUCAUAACAGCGUCACCUUUUGUCUGAAGGAGUUACGGGGUUUGUUAGUGUUUGCAGAGUCUACAGGUCUCCCAGUUUCUAUGUACUUUGAUGAACCUGGCAGCCCUGUAGUGCUCUCAGUAACAGACAGUGUCCUAGAGGGGAACUUCGUGCUGGCCACGCUUUCUGAUGACCCCAACCACCGUAAAAACAACAGCAGACGAGCACACACACCGCCGCCCCCUCCCGAUGACUUCAUGAAUGACGACAUAGACUCCUACCUCAUCGCCAUGGAUACCAGUAUUGCACCAGGUCCCUCAGCCACAGGUCCGCCCACACCCCCAUCAGCUGAUUACACACAUUUAAAACAGACUCCUGCUGCAGCCACUCACAGGAUGAGGAUACACAGUGAGGAGGAGGAGGAAGAGGAGGAUGAAACAGACAAUUCAGGCGCACCGCCUAAUAAGAAGUUCUGUUCCUUGUUCUUUGGUUCAGUGCUUCCCCCGUCCUCUCAGAUGACCACUCAACCUGUGACAAGUCAGGAAGUGUUGGCGAGUGACAGUGAGGAUGACGUACAAUGAAGUGGAGUGACAGUGGACUGAUGGAUGAGAGGAGGGAGAUGGACUGACCCGAAUGUCGUAACUCUUUUACGCACAUGCAACCUGCAGCACUAGAAAAGAAAUAGACACCCUCAUUUUCCGUCUUCAGCAGCCUGUGCAGGUGUGGCACAGAGAUUUUUUUUUUUUUUUUUUUACAUGGUCAAAAAUAUGCAAAGACGGUGUACAGUACAAAAAAGGAUGGCCACUGCUAAUGUUUUAUUGAAUUAUAAUGUAAAUGUUGGACUAAAAAUGUGGGAUUAUGUGAAACUGGAC
Molecule: messenger RNA, 1707 nt
Organism: Plectropomus leopardus (leopard coralgrouper)
Lineage: Eukaryota; Metazoa; Chordata; Actinopteri; Perciformes; Serranidae
Gene: rad9a
Product: RAD9 checkpoint clamp component A
Biological process (GO): DNA replication checkpoint signaling; mitotic intra-S DNA damage checkpoint signaling; DNA repair
Cellular component (GO): checkpoint clamp complex
Source: RefSeq, a predicted model, not a curated record